Molecule: messenger RNA, 2424 nt
Organism: Rhodofomes roseus
Lineage: Eukaryota; Fungi; Basidiomycota; Agaricomycetes; Polyporales; Fomitopsidaceae
Exons: 11
Coding region: 69-2372 (767 amino acids)
Source: RefSeq, a predicted model, not a curated record
GGACGGGUCACGUGCCACAUUGCGCCGCUGGAUUUUUGUGAACGCGAGAGUUGGGCGAGUGAACGUCGAUGUCGGCACGGAUUCUGCGACAAAUCCGAGUCGCUCAGACCAUCCCAUCUCCUGCUCUCGUUCUUCCUGCUCGUAGAUGCUAUGCUGUUCUAGCCUACAGCCCGUCUCUCGCUUAUGACGCACAGCAGGUAGCUGGCCCAAGCACCAGCAGGACAACGCAGAACGAAUCUCGGUCCAGUAUAUCCGAGGACAAUAGCCAUGAUGUCUCUGUCUCUUCGGCAUUGCAAGCCGCUGUUGUGCAGGACGACACUCCACCGCAGCCCGCUUCCGGUCGCCCCGAGGUGCAGUCGGCCUUUCCGAAGGGUGUCGAGGAGCACCUUGCAUCGGUCACUGCUGCUGGUUUGGAACCCACUCAGAGUGACUUGGAGAAGUGCCGACCAGCCGAGCAUGCGCCUCCGGACUCUCCCAUGUAUGCAAAAGAGUACCACGCAGUAGUGGACACGCUAUGUCGUUGUUUCAGCAAAGCGCAGCUGCGCAAGUUCCUUGCAGAGUGGGAUGUCAACUCCCCCCUGUUUUCACCCAACCGCAACAAAGUCGACCACGCGGAGUCAAUCGUGGAGAAGAUGUGGGGCUGGCCGAGCUUAAAGGAGAUGGAACGUGCAAAAAGGGAUCGUACCGAAGUCACGACGAAGUCCUUCCCCGUGGAUGCAAGUCAGAUGUUCCUCAUCAUGGGCAAGGAUGGAGCCGAUAUAUUGGAACUGUCGAGGGCAUAUAAUGUCCACAUCUCCCUUAAGACAGACCCGUUCGCACUACAUGUGGAGGGAGUGCGUACUUCCAUAAAGAAGGUUGCUGAACGCAUCAGCACGAUCAAGAAAUCUAUCAUUAAGGAGACGUUCCGCGUCCCAACAAAAGCUCCCAUCCCCCCGGAUCUUGCACAACGGAUAUCGCGAUUGACCGGAGCUCUGCUGGAGACUCUAGGUUUCAAGGGUACAGUGCGAAUAUCUGCGAAGACCGCACGCAGUCUAGAGAUCACAAAGAGGUUGGUGGCUCGCGCUAGUCAUGAGCUACAACUGGAACGCUUGCGAGAACGUCUGGCCUAUCAAUCCCCGCUUGCUGUUGAGAGUUUUGCGCCUGGCUCACUUACCCCCAGUACCUAUGCGUUUUAUCCGUUCCUGUCUCCCCACCCGCUGCCAUGGACGAUGAAUGCUAGCGCGACGUUCCGUAUGAGGCGUGUCGGGACUUGGUUACAGCAGAACCUCGAUGAAGACAUCCGUGCCACGAAUGCAUUGGCAGGCGGCAAGGGACAUUUACUCAGCAUGAGCCGAGAGCCUAUUGACUUACAGGAACUACUUCUGCGAGAUCUACCCAGUAAUUCUGAGGAUCAGCCACCUGGCAGACGAAUGGUUAAGGCCUCAACGGGACAUGUGCUUGUGACAACAUCUUCUGCACAGCGCGCAUCGCUCGUUCCACCGCUCACGGGGAGUCAUGCUCUCCGCGAGCUGCUAGAAUGGAUGUCUGUUCGCAGCGCCAGCAUUGGCUUCGUGCCGAGUUUACCUGCCCGUUUGGUCCAUUCAUCUCCGGCAACGGAGAAGAUCAUCCAUAGGCUGGUCUACCGUGCAGUCCAGCCUCCGCCCGCAGGAGGCGCACAUCAUGCUCGUGUCAAGAAGUUCUUGUCUUUCGAAGUCCCCCUGCUCCAGCCUCGGGACGGUCUCCCCGAUGCCGGGCAGUCCGAGAAUACACCCACUACAGAAUCGGGAGCUGCACAUGCAGCGGGCGAAGUGGACGACUGGACUCCCUCGGCGCUCUCUUCCGAGCCAGAAUGUAUCACUGGUAUCGAGAACGAAAUCGACGUUAUGCUCCCCGAUCGGUGCGCUGUCUUAUCCUACCGCUACACGUAUUUGCUGACCAGGUGUAGACCCACGGAUAUGCAAUUAUCCUCUCGGAGCUCAACGUUGAUCACUUCCGGCCAGGAGCCUCCGGAGUUGGGAGCAUACAUGACCAGCCUGCGAGAAUUCCUGAAAGUUGUCAAUGCCGACGGCAAGCAACCAGACCCACCCCAAAUGUUCACCUUUGGUGGCGAUACCUGGAUUCUGCACUCCAGUGCCAGCGUGCGACGGAGCAUCGAAAUAAUCACGGUACCUUAUGGGACGCCUGCGGCGGGAGAAGCAAGCCAUGCCAUGAGGGUGGUCAGCGAGAGCAUCCUGGAUCUCGAAAGCAAUCAGAAGUCCACGCACUGCGAGGUCGUCUGCGAUGAUCCCACAUCUAUAGAAUCCUGGGGGCGUUUCCUAUCCAGCUGCGACGCCCUCACAUCAGUCACCUAUCAACCAAUGAAUAGCGCUGCAUUAGGGGACUCCGGGAGAUGAUAGUAUUGCAAUCUAGAGGCUAAUAAUGGAAUAGUGCGCAUGCAAGCAUCGG